Messenger RNA from Larimichthys crocea (large yellow croaker), 2677 nucleotides. RefSeq names its product coiled-coil domain containing 102A (gene ccdc102a). NCBI's taxonomy places the organism in Eukaryota, Metazoa, Chordata, Actinopteri, Sciaenidae. Gene Ontology annotation, cellular component: myosin complex. Bases 595 to 2427 code for a protein of 610 amino acids. The transcript is spliced from 11 exons. The record is from RefSeq and is a predicted model, not a curated record.
CUGGAGGUGAACUCUUCUCCCGGUGCUGUAGUAAUUUCAACUGGGAGGUCUUCACUCGGCCAACCAAUGAGCUCACGCCUCUGCGUUGGGAGCAGAAUCCGAUUGGCUGAAGGCAGCAGAGUGCUGUCAUACCGACAGCCGAUUGGUCAGACGGGAUCGUCCAAACGCUUGGAAGACCCGCCCGUUUCUCUCUCUCCAGUGGGGACGACGUUUUCCAUCAAGACCAGAGGAGAGAAAAAACAACCACCGGACGGAGGUUUGGCAGGGAAAAAAGGGGGAAACCUCAGCUGCUUCACCGGGAUAAAAAUACACACACAGCCCGAGAUAAGAGCAGUGUUCUCCGGAGCUCCUUCACGAUGCUGGUGGUGCUAGAUGGAGUUGCUGCACCAGCAUCUUUGCAGACAUAAAGAUAGCCAUGCUGGAAGUGAAAUGUGGGGAAAAAGAAGAGACACACACAUGCACUAGGGCACUGGAGUGGGGGAAAAACAGGAGUUCCAGUGCAGGCUGAUCACAGAAUGAUGAGGACCAUGCUCUCCUGAAUCCCCCACCCCCUUCACCCUCCUCACUGUCCUUAUCCACACCACCGCCUCCAUCAUGAACCACACUCCCAGCCCCCACCUGUCUGAAGGCGGUAAGUCAACCGGAGGUGGCCUGCUGUGCAGCUUGGGUCUGGGGUCCGAAAGGGGGAUUCGCUCCCCGGACAGCCUCACCCACACCCCCAGCCCCACUGGAGGAACUCCCAGCUCCAGCCCCCCGCUGCUGUUGUCGCCCGGGCUGGGAGGCCUCGGGCUGGGAUCCCUGGGAGCCAUUGGCGAUGGAGCCGGGGCCGACUGGGAGAGCAGGGAGGAGCUGAGGCUUAGGGAGCUGGAGGAGGCGCGUGCCAGAGCGGCCCAGAUGGAGAAGACCAUGAGGUGGUGGUCGGACUGCACCGCCAACUGGAGAGAGAAGUGGAGCAAGGUCCGUGCAGAGCGUAACCGUGCACGUGACGAGGUUCGUCAACUGAGGCAGCGGCUGGAUACCAUCACCAAGGAGCUGACCAGUGUGCGACGGGAGCGGCAGGAACUGGCCUCAGAGAAUGAGACACUACGGCAGGAGACGCUCCGCAGUGCCCACACGGCUCCUCCACCAUCUGCCACCUCUCCAUCUUCAUCCCCCGCGCACCCUCGUGCUGCUUCUUCCUCUUCGUCUCCAACUAUCCCUCCCUCUUCCCCUGCCUCCUCCUCCUCCUCUCAGGUCAACACUGAUGGCAAACUGGACAGGAUGGGGGAGGGACCACCAGGGUCUCCAGAGCCAGAACCAGUGAGGGACGUGGACUUGGAGAGACAAAAGAUGGGUCAACAAAAGGACUUGGAGGUGCUGGACUCUGUCCUUCGUUCCAGAGCCCCUGAAGGUGACCCAGAGGACUGGGAAAGUCGCAGUGGUGUUAACCUGUCCAGCUCACGUUCAUCCUCCGGCCUGAGCCGGCAGGAACGCAGCAGGCAGCUGUGGGAUGACAUUGGCACGGUGGAGGAAGACUCCAGCAAACUCAACGCUCUGCAGCUUCGUCUGGACGAGUCCCAGAAAGUCCUGCUGAAAGAGAGAGAAGACAAGCUGGCACUGAGUAAGAGCAUCGAGAGGCUGGAGACGGAACUCAGUCAGUGGAAACUUAAAUAUGAGGAGCUCACCAAGACCAAACAGGAGGCUCUCAAACAGUUGAACCUGCUGAAGGAAAUGCACCAGGACGAGCUCGGCCGCAUAUCUGAAGACUUGGAGGACGAACUGGGAGCCAGAACCAGCAUGGACAAGAAGCUAGCCGAACUACGAGCUGAGAUGGAGAGGCUGCAGGUGGAGAACGCUGCAGAGUGGGGGCGCAGGGAGCGCCUGGAGACCGAGAAACUCGCCCUGGAGAGGGACAACAAGAAGCUGAGGGCCCAGACUGAAGACCUGGAGGAGCAACUGGCCAAGAAACGCCGGCAGGCGGCCUCCGCCCUCGACACCGACCUCAAGGCCAUUCAGACUGAGCUGUUUGAGAGAAACAAGGAGCUGGCUGACCUUCGCCACAUUCACUCUAAACUGAAGAAGCAGUUUCAGGAGAAGACGGCGGAGCUCGCCCACGCCAACCGGAGGGUGGAGAGCCACGAGGCUGAAGUCAAAAAGCUGCGACUGAGGGUGGAGGAGCUUAAGAAAGAGUUGGGACAGGCCGAGGAUGAGUUGGAUGAGUCACAUAACCAGACCAGGAAGCUGCAGAGGUCUCUGGAUGAGCAGGUGGAGCAGACUGAGAACCUGCAGGUACAAUUGGAACACUUACAGUCAAGACUGCGGCGGCAGCAGCAGAAUCCAGGUCUGUUUGGGAAAAUGCGAACAGCUCGAUUCGGUCCUGAAAACCCAGAUGGUCCAACCAGUGACAUGGACGAGGAGGAUGAAGAACUGCAGCUUCAGAUCCCAUGACACACACACACACAUACACACACACAUAGUGACACAGGAAAAAACUAUAUUGUUGCUCUUUGGGUAAACUUUGUAUCUGUAUUUGUAUUAUUCAAAUAGAUCCCCCUAAAUCCUCCACGCUGGACCUUCAAGGGUCACAUUUACCAAGAGUCAGGCCCAAAGGUCAACGUCACUUUUAUCUUAGGCAGUUUCCUCAACUGAUCAGUGAUCAAUAAUCAAAUUAUCAUGAAAAACAAAUGUAUGUUUCUUU